AUGAAAGAAAUCAAUCAGGCUUAUGAAGUUUUAAGUAAUCCAGAAAAACGCCAAAAUUAUGACCGCUAUGGCAGUGCGGAAGGCUUUUCGCAAGGUCCUCCCGGAGGCGGAUUUGACCAAGGAGGAGAUUUUUUUAAAGACAUUAUUGACACUUUUUUUGGUGGGGGAGGCGAUUAUUCCCGGCAGAGAACCCAGGCGGGGGAUAGAACCCGACCCCAAGCCGGGAGUGAUAUUUUAAUUAAUAUCACUUUGAGUUUCAAGGAGUCCGUAUUAGGAGUUAAAAAGAAAAUAAGUUUAGAAUUGGAAAGGGCUUGUGGUGCUUGUCAACAAACUGGGGCGGCUUCCCGCAGUGACAUUGUUGAAUGUCCGACCUGCCAAGGUCGAGGGGUAGUCAAUACCAUUCAAAGAACUGUUUUGGGAGCCAUUCGCACCCAAGUUACUUGCUCUCGUUGCCAAGGUGCAGGAAAGGUGAUUAAAAAAAAAUGUCGGGAAUGUGGAGGAAGAAAGUUUUUGACCCAAAAAGAAACCCUUGAACUCAAUAUUCCUCGUGGUAUUCAGCCGGAAAAAAAACUCCGUUAUCAAGGAAUCGGUAAUGAUGAUGCAAUCCUGGGCGGCACCGCCGAAGUAAUCGUGCUUGACCCUGAUGAACCCGAAGGAAUAAAAAUAAAAGAAAUUUCCAUUCCUAGACUAACCCAAACUGGCACUCGUUUAAUUAUUAGUGGAUUAGGCUGCUAUACCGGUAUCAACCACACCACUCGUGGUGAUCUUCACAUUUAUUUACAGGUCAAAUUACCGAAAGAAAUUACUCCUACUGCGGAAAGAAUGCUACGUAACCUCCAACAGGGAUCUAGUUGA
Messenger RNA from Ambispora leptoticha, 855 nucleotides. The record is from the annotation of a GenBank genome assembly. Lineage: Eukaryota; Fungi; Glomeromycota; Glomeromycetes; Archaeosporales; Ambisporaceae.